AUGACUUUUUGGGCCUGGAUUGCGCUCACGGGACACAGCGGAAUUCAUUCGAGGUCGAGUCUGAGAACGCUCCCACGAGAGACAGCGCGAGUACGUAGGGUGCUGUGGCGGUUGUCGCCUGAACACCCACAUCUCGGGCGCAGUGUGUUUACACCAUCCCGUACCACGGCGCGUCCGUCAGAAGCGCGUGAGCGACUACCGCGUAGCGCUUUGCCACACCUCCGCUCAAACUACUCCUUACCUGAAACAGCGAUGCUCGGGAGCGGUACUGGACACGGAAGUUCUGAUGGAAAGGGAGCACCACUACCAGCAACGACGACGACGACGACACACCAGAGUGACGAGCGCCUGCUCACACUCGACGAACUAGUGCUGAGUGCGGGGUUCGCCAGUCGUCUACCCGCGGACCCGGAAACUGCAAACUACGUCCGCGUAGUGCGCGGUGCGGCACUUUCGUUUGUGCACCCGUCACCGACCUGGACGGAGCCGGUGCUUGCUGUCUGGUCAGACAGGUGUGCGCGUGCUUGUCUUGACCUCGAGGUGAGGCCCUCAGAGCGAGACUAUGCAGCACGUGUGUUCAGUGGCCUCGCGAUGUUGCCCGGAUCGCGACCCUAUGCGCAGCGCUACGGCGGACACCAGUUUGGCGUCUGGGCAGGUCAGCUUGGCGACGGUCGUGUCAUUGUGUUGGGUGAGUACCAGAAUCGAUGCGGCGAGACCUGGACCUUGCAGCUGAAAGGCGCAGGCAAGACGCCGUUUGCUCGUUUCGCUGACGGGCGCGCUGUCUUGCGCAGCAGCGUGCGAGAGUUUCUCGCCAGUGAAGCGCUACAUGCGCUGGGCAUCCCUACCAGUCGUGCGUUGUCCCUUGUGGUCACUGGUGACAAAGUCGUGCGGGACAUGUUCUACGACGGCAAUCCACGCGAGGAGCCUGGCGCUGUCGUUUGCCGUCUAGCUCCUUCAUGGGUGCGGUUCGGAACGUUUGAAUUGGCAACGGACUGGAAUGAGCUGGAGCUUCUUCGACAGCUUGCGGACGAUACGAUUGUACACCACUACCCGGCAUUGCUGGCACAUGAGCGUUCUCACGGCAAGCGCACAUCCGCAGACUCGAGCCGCAGCGCAAGAAAUGAAGAGUCCCAGAACCCAAUGCCGUAUCGAGCGCUUUUACUCCAAGUCGCUGAACGAACAGCUGCGCUAGUUGCCGGCUGGCAAAGCGUCGGUUUCGUACACGGAGUCUUGAACACCGACAAUAUGAGUAUUCUGGGGAUCACCAUAGACUAUGGUCCGUUCGGCUUCCUGGACGCUUACAUGCCCGAGUACACGCCGAAUACCACAGAUCUUCCGGGUCGACGCUAUUGUUAUGCGUUACAGCCGACCAUCUGUUUGUGGAAUCUGCUUCAACUAGUGCGUGCAUUCGAGCCGCUCACUGGUACUAAUCUCUCGGAGGAAGUGAGUCAGACCUACGAGACCAAGUUUCGCGAAGAGAUGUCCGCACGCCUGCGAGCCAAACUCGGUUUCCAAACCUGGAACUCGGAUGCAGAUAAUGGACUUGUGCGGGACCUGUAUGAGCUCAUGCGUCAGGAUCGAGCGGAUUUUACACGCACCUGGCGAGCGCUGUCCUGGUUAGAGCCCGUUGCUUGUCUACAGAAAAGCGACGCCUCGCUCGAGCCGCUGCUUCGCGUACUCCCAGAGCCGGUUCGAAAGAAUCCGGACCGACUUGAAGCUUGGCGACUUUGGGUGCAACGUUACGCAGAGCGUACGCUGGCCGAAGACAACUUUGAUGGGACUGCACGGCGCAAGCAAAUGCAAGCCGCGUCUCCCAAGUACAUUCUACGGAAUUACAUGGCUCAGGUGGCAAUUGAAAAGGCGGAAAAUGAACAGGAUUUUUCGGAAAUCGAGCGACUGCUCAAGUUACUCGAACAUCCGUACGCAGAACAGCCCGAAAUGGAGGCACUCUACGAUCGGGAGCCACCGACAUGGUCCCAGCGCCUUGGAGUGUGCAUGAACAGCUGCUCUUCCUAA
Messenger RNA from Cyanidioschyzon merolae strain 10D, 2016 nucleotides. RefSeq lists its product as hypothetical. Bases 1 to 2016 code for a protein of 671 amino acids. NCBI's taxonomy places the organism in Eukaryota, Rhodophyta, Bangiophyceae, Cyanidiales, Cyanidiaceae. The record is from RefSeq and is a predicted model, not a curated record. The transcript has a single exon.